Messenger RNA from Thlaspi arvense, 801 nucleotides. NCBI's taxonomy places the organism in Eukaryota, Viridiplantae, Streptophyta, Magnoliopsida, Brassicales, Brassicaceae. The record is from the annotation of a GenBank genome assembly.
AUGGAAAUCUUGAGGAACUGUGAUCUAAGUAUGGGAACCAUAGACCUUAGGGCUGCUGCAGAUGAAAACUCAAUUUCGAAUCUCAGCAGUCAAGUUCAUCAGCUUCCUUGCUGCAUUAGAUUCGAUGGUCCUGCUCAAGUCUCUCACUAUUUCAAGCCUAAACCCAGUGAGGUUGAAAUUGAUGGAGUAAGAACAGAAGAAGCUCAUUUCAGAGGAAGGAAGUUGCAGGGAGCAACUAUCUCACUCCCUAGUGGCUAUUCUGGUUUUGUGCUUGGACAGGCGAGUAACCGAAAUGCUAAUGGAAAGAGGAAAGCUUGUGGUGCCACAGAAGAGAAUCCGUGUUGGGAAGUGAAGGCGAAGUUCGAUGAAAUGACAUACUGGAAUCACGAUACUCUUCCAUCCAAAGACGAUACUUUCUUGCGGUCUUUUCAUUGGUUUAGCAUUGCAGAAGCGCUGCACAAGCCAGUGACUGUUGAAGACUUGGCUGCAGUAACAACAGAUGGUGAAAAGGGAUAAAUCUAUCAAGUGUCAUUAUUUUGGUUUUGAACCAAAGUAUCUUGUGAAACAAGUAGCAGUAGGUAGUUUAAGUAACAAGUAGUAGAUCUUGACAUGAAAUUCUCAAUGCUUGUUCGGUUAAAACUUGUUUGAGCCUGACUCGUGUAUUGUUUCUGUAAAAUUUUAGUUUAUUUCUAAAAGACGAAAUUAGGCAGAAUAAAGGAUUGAUCAAAUUCUAUUGAGUCUAAUUUUAAGUCAUUUCAUUUCCUUCAUAACAACAGUCUUCACAAACAUUUAGAUUUUAUC